GCGGGAGGAGGGGUCUUUGGUGGCGGCUGUUCCGGUCUCGAGGGGCUUCCUGGUUUGCAGCAGGCAGCGCUAAUAAAAUACUUACCAUGAUGUUCAGUGGAUAUGACGAUGCAGACACGUUUGAAGAUGAUCCUUAUUCUGAAGGGUCUUCCAGUGAAGCAAGCAUUGAUAGUGAAGUAGAAUUUCAUCUUUACAGUCAAGUCCAUUAUGCACAAGACCUUGGGGAUGUCGGUGAAAAUAACAAUAAGGAUGUCAAAGGACAAGAAGAAUUUAAGUCCUUGAAGAAAGAGAAAUUGGAAAAUGAACAAGAUCUGAGAAAUAACUUAAUUGUCAUUUCAGAUAGUGAUGUUAACAUUUCAGAUAGCUCAGAUGUCAUAAUAUUGUCUGAUACCCCUGAGGAAGAUAGCAUUUAUGAAAGUAAACUCCAGAAACCAACAGCAUCAGUGUCUCCAUCAUUACGUAAAUUAAAUAAGACUGCUUACCCUCGUGCCAAAAAAUCUAUUGAACACCCUUCCCGGCCUAUUGUGAAAUCUGAGGAUCAGAUUAAGGUAAAUUCAAAUAAAGCAAGAAAGGCUGAUGAAAAGGCAAUCUUGAAUAACCAAGAUGAUGUUCACAUGAUUCAUAGAGUUUUAGUAACUGAGGACAGCUCCAGCAGCGAUGAUGCAAUUGAUGUGUCAAGUAUAUCCUCUGAAAGUGAUAAUGUGGAGAGCUGGAUGCUGCUGGGAAGUGCCGCAGAUGACAAAGAUGAUGAUAUCCUGUUAAAUCUUGAAGGCUGUAGAACUUCAGCCAGUGGAGGAGACAAUAGAACAGGAUGGACCAUCAGUGAUAAAGACUUACAGGCACAGAUUGGUAAUUAUAUUUCAGUGCGACAUAACAACAGAUAUUACACAGCGGACAAAAACGUCACUUGCAGAAAUUGUGAUAAACGAGGUCAUUUAUCAAAAAAUUGUCCUGCCCCAAAGAAAAUUCCACCCUGUUGUCUUUGUGCACAGAGAGGUCACCUACAAAACAGCUGUCCAGCACGAUUUUGUUUAAAUUGUUGUUUGCCAGGACACUGCUCUAGAGAGUGCCCUGAGAGAAUGUACUGGAAAAAACAUUGCAACCGCUGUGAUAUGAGAGGUCAUUAUGCAGAUGCUUGCCCAGAAAUAUGGAGGCAGUAUCACCUAACAACUAGACCAGGACCAAUCAAGACGGCUGACUCUUAUUCUAUGCAACCUUCUUCAGUAUACUGUUACAACUGUGGAGAUAAAGGGCACUAUGGAUUUGAAUGCUCAGAGAAGCGAAUGUUUGGAGGGACAUUUCCUACUUUCCCCUUUAUCUAUUACUAUGACAAUGAAUAUGACAUCAAGAGGAGACUCCAGAGAGCAAAGAAAAAAGUGCAAGGUAUAAUAUAUAUUUAGUAGUUUUAUUUUUGUUUUUGUUUUAAAAAUUCUUAUCAGUUCACUAUCAUGUUUACUGCCUCUUUUAACCUAAUCUAGAUUAAGAUGGUUAGCCCUGGCCAAAAGGCUUCAUGUGGUCUCCAGCACCCCCACCUGCAGCACCCCCAUUAACCCACAAUCAUGCAAAAAUUUAGUGACAAAUAGUCAAGGUUUAGUGGCACAAUUUUUAAAAAAUAAAGAAAGCUGGAAUGAGAAUAAGUUGCCUCUAACUAAUGUCUGUCUUUAUUUCUACUUUUUAAAUCCUUCAAAGUCAGUGGAAACCUCAGACAUUUUUCUUCCAAAUUUUGACAGCAUAACCUGGAGCUGUUUUGUGAGAAUUUUAAGGAUGGAAAUGGAAGAGUUUCAGAGGUCAGAAUGCCAAAUGUUUCCAUUUGCACCAAAAAAAUCUUAACAUAGACCCAUUAAAAAUGCAAACAAACAAACAUCAAACAGAUUUUGCAACAAGUGCUCAGCAUUUCCGGAAGGUCAGAAGACUGAACUGCAAGCUCCAGUUCUUUACCUCUUUAACCUCUUCUCUAAAAGAAACAAUAUUUC
Molecule: messenger RNA, 1973 nt
Organism: Thamnophis sirtalis
Lineage: Eukaryota; Metazoa; Chordata; Lepidosauria; Squamata; Natricidae
Source: RefSeq, a predicted model, not a curated record